This is a messenger RNA of Harmonia axyridis, 593 nucleotides long. RefSeq names its product phospholipid hydroperoxide glutathione peroxidase-like. Gene Ontology annotation, biological process: response to oxidative stress. The record is from RefSeq and is a predicted model, not a curated record. Lineage: Eukaryota; Metazoa; Arthropoda; Insecta; Coleoptera; Coccinellidae. The coding region runs from base 15 to 518 and encodes 167 amino acids. The transcript has a single exon. Gene Ontology annotation, molecular function: glutathione peroxidase activity.
CACACCAGCACACAAUGUCAGGUAUCGAUUAUAAGGAAGCAAAAUCCAUUUAUUAUUUCACAGUAAAUGAUCUGGAUGGUGAACCAGUAUGUUUAGAGAAAUAUGAAGGUAAUGUCUGCAUCAUAGUAAACAUCGCUUCAGAAUGCGGACUUACCAAAACUAACUUCGAGGAGCUCAAGCAACUCCACAAGAAUUAUGCUGAAAGCAAGGGCUUAAGGAUUCUUGCUUUUCCCUGCAAUCAAUUCGCAAGGACUGAGCCAGGGGAUAGCUCCAGCAUCAAGCAAUACGUUAAGAUGCACAACUUGCCGUUCGAUGUGUUCGAGAAGAUACACGUCAAUGGGAGCGAUGGCUCACCUUUGUGGAAGUAUUUGAAGUUGCAUCAAGAAGGGAUAUUCGGAAAUUUCAUCAAAUGGAACUUCACGAAGUUUAUUAUUGAUAGGAAGGGAAAACCCGUUGAGAGGUUUGGUCCUAACACUAGUCCUAACGAGUUGAUUGAUACGUUGAAGAAGUAUUGGUAAAUUGUGUGGUUUCAUAUCAUAUCAUAUCAAUGUAGUAAAAAUUUCAUAGAAAUUGUACCAUUAAAAAUUGAGUGU